Messenger RNA from Ilex paraguariensis (yerba mate), 4627 nucleotides. The record is from the annotation of a GenBank genome assembly. NCBI's taxonomy places the organism in Eukaryota, Viridiplantae, Streptophyta, Magnoliopsida, Aquifoliales, Aquifoliaceae.
CACUUCACACAGACGAGUCGAGCACAUAAUAGCGAUGCUUCUGAGCAGAGCUCAAGACCUCUCGCCAUUCAUUCUAUCUCUCUCUUCAAGCCCCAAAUCAUGCCUAAUCCCACAACACAACCACCCCAAUAAAGGCCUCACCUUUCCCAUGCGCACUGCCCUCUCAAUCCUCCGCUCUUUAUCCACCUCCUUCCACCACCACAACCACCACCACCACAGCUACCACCGCCUCCUCUUCUAUUCUCUCUCUGUCCUACAACCCUCACCACCUCUCAGUCUCCCGCUCUUAAGCUACAAAACCCACCAUUCAUUUCGAUUUCUACUACUCUCCAACCCUUCUGCUUCGGUGAGUACUAUGGUCGAACAGUUGGCGCACGAACCGGAAGAAGUGAGAGGCCAUGAAAAGUGGGACUUCUCAAAAAAUGAAGAGAGGAAAAUAUUUGAAUUUGAUGAUUCUUUUGUGUCGACUGAGUUGAAGAAGCUGGAUUCGCCGUCUCUCGAGGUUAAGGAAUUGGAGGAGCUUCCGGAACAGUGGAGGAGAGCGAAAUUGGCGUGGCUGUGUAAGGAAUUGCCUGCCCAUAAACCUGCAACGAUGAUUCGGGUACUCAAUGCGCAAAGGAAGUGGCUUAGACAAGAAGAUGGGACUUAUCUUGCGGUUCAUUGUAUGCGAAUUCGCGAGAAUGAAGCUGGGUUUAGGGUAAAUUUCAUAUUCUUGUUAAACCAAGUUUCCUAAUCAAAGAUUUUAUUUUCUAUGACAUUGUUCUUCACUGUCCAUAGUAGGAGGACAUUCGGGGGAAAUGGGUUUUUUGAACUGCAAUUGGGACAGUGACAAUAACUGCCAGGUUUGAUGGCUAUAUUCUUCUCUGCCAUGCAACUGUGAUAUAUUUGAAGAACAUUCUGAUCGCUCUUCCUGUUAGAUGAUGAUGUCUUUAGUAAACCCCAGUGGUUAAUCAACCUUACAAUCAGGAAAAUGAGAGAAAUUGCAAGAUAUUUUGUAGUCAUAACUCAUCAAACUAAAACUCAGUUAUACGAUUUUGAUAGUUUUUACUACAACUUGUAGUGCAUGAUAUGAAUUUGCAUUUCAUAGUUGCCUUACAAUUUCUGGCCUUUGACUGAUGAAGUGGAUUUCACAAGAACGAGUAUGACGGGUUAAUAUUUUAUGGGUUGUAAUCAUUUUCAGAUUUUAGUUACAUUCAAUUUCUUUUCUUGCCAUCUUUUGUACAAUGCUAACAGUUAACUGAUCUAGAAUGUUUUACUGUCUGCCAUUCAGGCCAAAUAUUUGCUCAUACCUUAAAGGUUUUGUAAGUAUAUGGGAGCCUUGAGCCUGAAAUAAAAUUUACUCUAGCAGCAACUUUUAGUGUGAUCACUGAAGUCCUAGACGUAUUCCAUGGAAAUUUAAUGCUGUUUCAGUACUUUACCGCUGCCCACAAAUUGCUUUGAUGUUUCCACUGUUAUUCAUAAUGAAUUUGUGAUUGAAUAUGGACAUACAUUUCUACUCGAUCUUGGGGGUUACGAAGAAUCUAAUUUAUCGCAUAUCACACUCCACGUCUAAUUUUCAUUUCUAUUUUUCUUUUGACAAUUGGCAUGGUCGUAAGGCAAGCUAAUUACUGCACGUCACAGCCCCAUCCUGAGAGGUUGUCACUCUUAUCUGUAAUGUGCCUGAAUUUUCUCUUUUUGUUAUUGCAUAUACAGAGAAAUAUCCUUUGUCAUUAUGGUCAUUAUGACUGGAUGAUGAAUGUUGUACCCUGAGUUCGACAUCUAUGAAUACUGAAUUUGUUGUUAAACUUUUCAGGUAUACAAAUGGAUGAUGCAACAACAUUGGUAUCGCUUUGAUUUCGCUCUUGCUACCAAGCUAGCUGAUUACAUGGGCAAGGAACGAAAAUGUUUAAAAUGUAGGGAGAUAUUUGAUGACAUAAUUAACCAGGGACGAGUGCCUAGCGAAUCUACAUUUCAUGUUCUUACCAUUGCCUAUCUUAGCUUGCCUGCGCAAGGUUGCCUGGAGGAAGCAUGCAGCAUUUACAAUCGUAUGAUUCAACUAGGUGGUUACAAGCCACGACUUAGCUUACACAAUUCUCUAUUCAGAGCUCUUGUGAGCCAACCAGGUGGAUCUUCAAAAUAUUACCUUAAGCAGGCAGAAUUCAUAUUUCACAAUCUGGAGACAUCUGGACUCGAGAUACAUAAGGAUAUCUAUGGUGGUCUAAUUUGGCUUCACAGCUACCAGGAUGCAGUAGACAAGGAAAGGAUUGCAUCACUCAGGAGAGAGAUGGAACGAGUGGGAAUAAAAGAGAGCAGAGAAGUGCUUUUGUCCAUCUUGAGAGCUUGCUCUAAGGAAGGGGAUGUAGAAGAAGCUGAAAGAACUUGGAUUAAGCUUCUUCAUUCUGAUGAAAAUCUUCCUUCUCAAGCUUUUGUGUAUAGGAUGGAAGUCUAUGCGAGGAUUGGAGAACCUAUGAGAUCGUUGGAGAUAUUCAGGAGAAUGCAGGAGCAAUUGGGUUCUGCCAAUGUUGCAGCAUAUCAUAAAAUUGUAGAGGUGUUAUGUCAAGCUCAAGAAAUAGAACUUGCAGAGUCACUCAUCACAGAGUUCAUGACGAGUGGUUUGAAGCCCUUAAUGCCAUCUUUUAUUGAUUUGAUGAAUAUGUACCUCACUUUAAGCUUACAUGAUAAACUGGAGAGAACUUUCUUCCGGUGCCUUGAGAAAUGUCAUCCCAAUCGAACCAUUUACAAUAUUUACUUAGAUUCACUAGUACAAAUUGGUAAUCUUGGCAAGGCCGAAGAGGUCUUCAACCAAAUGCUUAGUAAUGAGGCGAUUGGUGUUAACACCCGCUCAUGCAACACUAUCUUAAGGAUAUUCGUCUCUUGUGGAGAAUAUAUGAAGGCAGAAAGAAUAUAUGAUUUAAUGUGCCAGAAGAAGUAUGACAUCGAAUCACCUUUGAUGGAAAAAAUUGACUAUGUUCUGAGCUUGAGCAGAAAAGUUGUGAAGAAACCCAUGAGCCUUAAGCUUGGCAUAGUACAACGAGAGAUUCUGGUGGGGAUGCUGUUGGGUGGUUUACGAAUUGAAUCGGACGAAGACAGGAAGAAUCAUGUAAUCCGUUUUGAGUUCAAUGAGAAUUUUGGCACACAUUCGAUUUUAAAGAGGCAUAUAUAUGACCAGUACCAUGAGUGGUUUACUUCAUUCAGUAGGCCUGCAGAUGGAAGUGAUGAUAUACCCUUCCGUUUUGCUACCAUUUCACACUCUUAUUUUGGUUUUUAUGCGGAACAAUUCUGGCCAAAAGGUCGACCUGUGAUUCCAAAGCUUAUUCACCGGUGGCUGUCACCACGAGUUCUUGCGUAUUGGUACAUGUAUGGUGGCCAUAAAACAUCAUCAGGGAAUAUUUUGUUGAAGUUGAGGGGAAGUGAAAAGGGUGUUGAUAGGAUUGUCAAGACAUUGAAGGCAAAGUCUUUGGAUUGCCGUGUAAAAAGGAAGGGGCCAUUGUUUUGGAUUGGUUUUUUGGGCAACAAUGCUGCAUGGUUCUGGAAACAAGUCGAACCCUUCAUUUUAGAUGAUUUAAAAGAUGUUCUAGAAGCCGUCGAUCAAACAAUGGAUGGAAUUGUAGAAAGUGAUAGCAUUGAUUUUGAUAGUGAACCUAGUCCUGAUGCUUCUGCUUACAGCGAAGAUGACAGCUCAUAGGACAUGUUUUUAAUUUUUUUUCCCCUUGGUCACAUCUUAUUGUGCAGAUCUGUUUCAGACCAGAGUUUGAGAAGCAUGACUGCUAAAAUUUUACUGGUUUGUGAUGCAUCCAAGGACUCUAAGAUGAUUGACCCUAUAGUUCUGCCAGCAUCCAAAGUUGUAUGUAUUUCACUUCUUGUGAUGAAUGAAAAUUCCUAUUACCAUUAUCAUACUGAAGUUGCAUAACGUUAUAAACUUGUUCUAGUUUGUAAUUUCCCCUCUCUCUGUCUGUCACAGACAUGCGCGUGUGCAUGGUGUGUAGGAUCUAGCUUCUGUGGUGGACGGUUGUCUAUACUCUAAUAGAUAUAACAGCAUAUUUUGAUGAUCUGAGAUUGUCAAAUGUUAAGCAAAGGGUGUUUCAUUCACAAGAAGUCUACUAAUGUCAACCUCACGUUGGCUGCCUUACUGGGAAUGAGGGAUCCCUAACAACCGAAGAAUUGCAGGAGAUAAUCUUCCCAGAGUUGCAUUUGAAGAUGAUGAGAUGGUACAUGUAAAGGUUAUACCUUUCUUUAGCUAUUAGUCCAUGGAUGCUCCGUGGAAUUCUAGUCCAGCAGCAGACUUUGUUGGAUACUCAGAACUUAUGUAUUAUAUAUAUUGAUUUGCCAUCUCCUCUAUGUCAUUCUGAGGAAUUCGGGUGGUCUCCAUUUGCAAUUUAUCCACGCCAACGAACCUUGGAACCCCUCUUUCUGCGGCUGUGCUAGGAGCGCGACACAGUUCUUUCCUGUCCAGCCCUUAAGGCCAAGAUUCAGCACCUUUUUUAUCAUUUAUGUAAGCUGCUUAUUUUAUGCAAACUGUUUUAAGCUCAGGAUAUGGUCAAGAUGAGCGAGCAACGCCUUCCAACGAUUUUCAAUUUCAUCAUUGAUAGGUCGUAUGUUCUGACUGUACCUUUGAUUUUUUGAUUUUCAAUUUUAUCCUUCAACGAUC